GUCUGAAAGCAACGUGUUCCGGUAUAAUGUCAAUAGCAGAAUUGGCUGGCUUAGGAUCAUGGCAACAUUUGAAACUUCAAAAUUCGGACCUAUUACAAAUUCGAGUUGGAGAUUUUAGUCGAAGCAGACUUCUGCAAGUUUUAGAUUUGUCCGGAAAUCAAAUCAAUCAUAUUCCCGAUAUGGCUUUAUCAACACUACGUGAACUACAAGUUUUGCUAUUGAAUGAUAUGAGAUUAACUUUACCACCAGCAGCCGUCUUGAAUGCGUUGAGAAUAUUAAAAUUAGCAAGAAACGAUAUAGUGGCAAUAGAAGAUAACAACUUCUCUCAAAUGCAAAACCUUCGUCUUUUGGAUUUGUCUGGAAAUCGAAUACAAGAACUGCGUUCAGAAACCUUUGCUGGCUUAUCUUUGUUAACACAUUUGUAUCUAGGCAACAACCAAAUUGGACGAGUGACACCACUCACAUUUCGUUACAUGCAAAACCUAGAAACAUUAGAUUUAUCUGGAAAUAUGUUAAGCAUUGUCAGCACUGGUGCGUUCAUUUACUCAAGUCGCGUAUUACAGCAUCUAAAUAUAAGUCAUAACUAUUUGUCAGUUCUGCAAUCAAAUUCCUUCUCCACUUUAAGCAACCUUCAAACUCUGGACCUUUCCUAUAAUAGACUCAAUUUGUUGCCAUCAGAUUCUCUAAAUGGGUUAAACAAUUUGAGGACUUUGGACAUUUCCAAUAAUUACAUCCAAUUUAUUCCUUCACAACUUUUAGACUCAGCUCAGUACAUAGAAGAUUUGAGAUUCGCUUACAAUCGCCUUACUUAUUGGCCCUUGAAUUCAAGAAACUACUGGCUUUAUUUGAAGUCGGUUACCAUGGAAGGAAAUCCUUGGCAAUGUCAUUGCCUGCAUCAGAUCAUGGUGUUCUUAUAUAGUAAGAAAGUUGAUUUUAAAAGAGAACAAUACUUCACGGGACAGAAGCCUGUAUGCGUGAUAACUGAUGUCAAUUAUUGUGUUAGAGAUAUGAGAGUAUUGUCAAAGACUGAAAUUGUACCUGUUUAUGAAGAGAAGCAUCCAAGAACGUAGAAAAGACCACACAUAAAUUCAGUU
This is a messenger RNA of Ctenocephalides felis (cat flea), 1094 nucleotides long. Its product is annotated as vasorin-like. The transcript is spliced from 3 exons. The coding region runs from base 27 to 1070 and encodes 347 amino acids. The record is from RefSeq and is a predicted model, not a curated record. Gene Ontology annotation, molecular function: protein binding. Gene Ontology annotation, cellular component: extracellular matrix. Lineage: Eukaryota; Metazoa; Arthropoda; Insecta; Siphonaptera; Pulicidae.